Molecule: messenger RNA, 785 nt
Organism: Ipomoea triloba (trilobed morning glory)
Lineage: Eukaryota; Viridiplantae; Streptophyta; Magnoliopsida; Solanales; Convolvulaceae
Exons: 1
Coding region: 14-562 (182 amino acids)
Source: RefSeq, a predicted model, not a curated record
UUCUUCCAAUUCAAUGCGUCACUUUCACUCUUCAUCUUCCCCACACGUUACGUUGAUUAUGUGCACGCAAUCACACCACUCAUGCGGCCCUGCCUAUGCUGCUUUACCAACAAACCCAAACCCAAACCUCAAUCCGCUCCUCUCGCCCGCUGAUCGCAACGAUGACGCCCCGUCUUCCGCCUCCAUCUCCAUCUGUUCCUCUCCGAUUCACUUCCUCGGGAUGAUCUUCACUUCUUGGCUCAAUCGCCGCCGUCUCAGUCGCUGUCUCUUCCUCCUCUUCUGCUCUCCCCUUCUACUCCCGCUGCUCUGCGCCACGUUCCCCUUAAUUUUAUCCCUCGAAUUUUUCUUCCGUUUCUGCCGCCGUCGCCGCCGCCGAGGGAAGUUGAGAUCGCCGGAGGGUUUCGAUGGACGCGACGGAGAUGGGUUGCGCCGCUCCGAGGAGGGACGAUGCGACGAGAAGCCGCUUUUGCACCGGUAUUUACAAGAUCAGUUGGUUUUGGUGAUUGGAUCUGUGUACAGCGGUGAGGAGGAAGAAGAUGGGAAUGGUGUGGGGCUAAUGUAGAAUAUUUUCAAAGUACGAGCCCUCUUUUGCAAUGAUGGGAAACAUUCAUGGUUCAUGAAAUUAUGAAUGUAUACUUUUGUUGAACUUUUCGGUUACAUUUUCUUUUUCUGUUUCUCUUCUCUAUAUAUUAUUGACUUCUUAUGUAUGACAACAUAUAAUUCAGCAAGGUGUUUGUACAUUUUCCUACCAUUAAAAAUAUUGAAAUUUCGAUUUUCGAUUUGCA